Diaporthe batatas is the source of this 2795-nucleotide messenger RNA. RefSeq lists its product as uncharacterized. The coding region runs from base 790 to 2418 and encodes 542 amino acids. The record is from RefSeq and is a predicted model, not a curated record. NCBI's taxonomy places the organism in Eukaryota, Fungi, Ascomycota, Sordariomycetes, Diaporthales, Diaporthaceae. The transcript has a single exon.
CGAGAAUUCACAGUCAAGACAAAUGGUUGUCAGAAUAUACGAGAUCUGGAUCUGAUCCAGAUCGGGUCUUGGUACAGUAGAAAGAUAUCACUGACCUCACUCAGACACGUCCCGAUGACUCCAACCACCCGGGCCGGGUUUUGGAGCUUGGCAAUGGUGCAGAUGAAUGGGAUGCACACCUAACACACCGCAGGCUAGUCCCUCCAGCUGCAAUCCAUAUCCGGGUCGGCAGACGCCCUUCGACCCGCAACAAGUGAUCGAUCCUCUGCUGCCACACGACCGCCCGCCGGACUAAUAAAUAAGCUACCAACGCCCUCCACAUAACAUGCCCCCCCAGACAUCCUGAACAGUGCGGAUGCGGAGAGGCCAUACCACAGACCAGGCCUGCCCAAACUGCCCCUCCGUCUCGCGUCCCCUUACCGUACACGAUUUCUGGACGCUUACUACGCCAGAAUGACUCAGAUAAUCUGAACUUUCUUCCAUUUCCAAUCCAAUACAGAGUUUGUCACCUUAUGGCCGCUACUCUCAACCUCUCCUCCCCUUGUUUCAUGCGCAAUUGCGUCCUACACCCGGCCAAGUGUAUAAAGCCCGCCGUCAGCCGUCGUUUUGUCACUUGAAGAUGGUGUCCGCUGUGCCCUCAUUGGCAGUUUCUCAAGAAAGGGUUUCCAAGUGACCGUUUCACUCACCUUGAAUUAUAAACAGCGACCUAUCAGAUCACAUCGCCAUUGAGGUCCACAUCAUCAGCAUUAAAAGAGGCCUUGCUACUCCGUACUUCUGUUGACCUCCAACAUGCCUGGAAGGACGAGCAUGUCGACCAGCCCCAGCGAGGCCAGCUCCUACCUGUCGGCCCACGCCAGGAAGAUCGGCUUUCCCAAGUCGGACAUCCAGAUCCACCUCAAGAACCACUGGAAGACCAAGACAUACACCUCAUCUUCUGUCGUGUCCGGGGACGUCACCAUCAGUACCCAGAGGGACGUGCGGUUUGACACCAUCGAGGUCAUCCUGCUCGGCUCUGCCAAGACCAAGACAGAUGGCUACAGCGCCCCCCAUGAGUCCACUUACACCUUCUUGAAACUGAUCAUGCCCAUCCCGGAGUCGGUGUAUCCGGUACCGCGGGUCCUCGAGGGCUCGAGGACGCUGACCGUCCCCUUCCAUUUCGUGCUGCCCAACUUCCUUACCAUCGGCGCCUGCACGCACAAGGUUGAGUCUGACCACAUCAGGGGCCAGCACCUGUGUCUGCCACCCUCAAUGGGCUCAUGGGCCCGGGGAAACUGGGAGAAGGAUGAUCUGUCCCCACAGAUGGCGGACAUCGAGUACACCAUCAAGGCCCGGGUCUGGAAACAGCCGGAGCUGCACGCGCGGCCCAUCAAGAUCAUGGAAUCCGUCAAGCCAAUCCAGGUCCUCCCCACGUUCCCAGAAGACGCCCCGCUGAGCAUCACCAAGAACGAUCGCCUGUACUGCAUGAGCAAAACCAAAUCCAUCCGCAAGAACCUGCUCUCGACCAAGCUCGGCAAGCUCACCGUGUCCGCAGAGCAGCCCAAGGCCAUAAUGCUGCGGCCCGACGGACAGCUCUCGACCGGCACCACCGCCCAGAUCGACCUCAAGUUUGAGCCCGCAUGCGCGGGCGCGGCGCUGCCCAAGGUCACAGCAGUCUCAUCCAAGAUCACGGCCCACACCUACUUCUCAGCCGGGCCCAUCAGCUCGCAGCCAAACAUGGGCGACUUCAUCAAGCCGGGCAUCUCGGACCGCCGCGGCGUCUACUCGACGUCCGUCACCCUCCCGGCGACGGCACCGCCCCCGGGAGCCCAGGCGUGGACCGCGCACCAGGCCCGGCGCGACUCGGGCUACUUCACCGACACGGCGCCCGAGACCACGGCGUCGGAAGGCGAGGAGGACGACGACAGACAGCGGCGCCAGCGGAGCCGGCGCCGGCGCACCUCGACCACCAUCGCGAACCUCGUGCGGCCCUCGAGGCAGCAGCACCAGAGCCAGAACCAGAGCCAGUCCCCGCCGCGCCCCUCCCCCUCCUCCGUCUACCACACCUCCACGACGCACGUCCCCGUCGCGCGGCUGCCCACGGGCAAGAAGUUCUUCGUGCCGACGUUCCACUCGUGCAUCACGUCGCGCGUCUACACGCUGCACGUGGCGCUGCAGGUGGCCGGGUCGGCGGGGAGCGGCAACACGACGCUGUCGCUGGACCUGCCGCUGCAGAUCGGGGUGGAGCCCCCGGUGUCGCCCGCGGGCGGCGGCGGCACGCGGCUGAGGGGCGAGGCGGCGAGGGGGGAGGAGGCGCUGCCCAGCUUUGAGGACGCGGUCGAGGAGGCCGCCGUGGACGAGUUCUUCCGGCCGCGGGUGCUGAGCGUGCCCGAGGUCGCGUUCAUGGAGACCAGUGUUCUGCCUGGGUAUGGGGUCAGGUGAUUGGGUCUCGAGACUUGGUCUGACCUGUUCACAUGUUCUUUUUCUUCGUUUUUGGUCCUUUGCUGGUGGGAUUCCGUUUCGUGGGUCUGGUUGUUUUGGAUUGGUCCAGAUUGCUUCCAUCCAAGCCAUCUUCAUAGUUCUUUUUUGGGAUUCUUGUGUGUUAACUUUUGAUACCCCUGUGCUCGGGUGUGUUGGCCCCACGGAAUUCAACCCGGUGGGUGCCGGACAGAAGGAAGCAUUGGCGUUCUGUGUCUUCCUCGUUACUGCUGCACGCUGCAGUGCGAUGAUAUCUGUGGUUUCUUUUUUUCCCCCCUCGAGGUACUCCACGACUACCCGGCGCAAGGUGAUGCCAAUUUCGGUAAAACGCAGAUUGUACU